UAAUCCAUCCAAUCAAACUUUAUGAAGCAUCAAUGUUAAGCUUUUGUAGAGAAUAAGUGUGGAACGAGUAAGUUGAUCUUUAUUCGUUAGAAAGCCCAUGCAGUUUAUAAAAUGCUACACAAGAACAUGCAAUCAUCAUCAUUGUUUACAUCAAAUAACAAGUUAUUCUCUAUAAUACUAAAUCAAAAUGGGUGAUGACAACAAGGUAGGAAUUUGGGUCACCAUUGUCAUCAUUAGGGGUCUCAAAUUGUUCGCGGGAUGGUUGGUAUGCAUUGGGUCGUUCGUUGAGUCUUCCCUCAACCUUUGGUCGUACUAUGAUAGCUUCUACAUGCUCGUCUUGAAUACAUUGCGAGGGAAGAACGUGGAACUAAGUCGAGAAUCACCAAAUUUCUCGUCUCUGGUUGGCUUAACAGACACAAGAGUGGAGUUGGAUGAUGGAAUUCCUCGUGACGAUCCAAGAUACGUUAGCGCACUUGCGAUCAUGGCUGCGAAAACGGCAUAUGAGAAUAAAGCUCGUGUGGAGAAGAUAGUCGAGGAUCAUUGGAAGAUGGAAUACGUAGAUUUCUACAAUUGUUCAAACGCAUACGAGACAGAAUCAUCGGUCGAGAAUAAACACCCGACGCAAGCUUUUAUAUUUAUAGACAACAGUGGCGAUCAUGAUUUAAUCUCUGUGUCAUUUCGAGGAACAUCUUUGUUUAGCGCAGAUGAUUUGUGUACGGAUGUUGAUUUAUCAUGGUUCAUUCUUCCUGGCGUUGGUAAAGUCCACAUGGGUUUCAUGAAAGCCCUAGGGUUACAAAACAACGCCUCAUGGCCUAAAGAAAUUGAACAAGAUGAUGAGGAUGAUAGAACUUUUGCUUACUACAAAAUCAGGCAAGUUCUUCGAGAAAAACUGGUCGAAAAUGAGCACACGCGGUUUAUUGUCACCGGGCAUAGUUUAGGCGGGGCACUUGCGGUCUUGUUUCCAGCAAUAUUAGGGUUUCAUAACGAGUACGAGUUGCUAGAGAGACUUGAUGGUGUGUAUACAUUCGGGCAACCACGAGUUGGUGACGGUGACUUUUGUAAAUUCAUGGAAGAUUUGUUGGGUGAUGAGAGAUACUUUCGGUUUGUUUACUCGAAUGACAUUAUACCGAGAAUACCAUUUGAUGAUUCUAAUUUUCAGUACAAACAUUUUGGCCACUGUUAUUACUUUAAUAGUUUGUACAAAGGGCAGGUGACAAGUGAAGAACCAAACAAGAAUUACUUCGCGCUCUCAUCAAUGGGACAAAUGUACUUGAAUUCCGUUUUCGAACUGGUACGAAGUGUUGUCUUGCCAUUUACUUGCGGAAAGAAGUACAAGGAAGGCAUAGUUCAAUUCGGAGUUCGAUUGAUUGGACUAGGACUUCCUGGACUAUCGGCUCAUGGUCUUCAAGAUUAUGUUAAUCUUACUCGGCUCGGCUCUCCCGACCUAUUUUCUAAGUUGCAAGGAAAUUCUUGUAAAUCCAAAGAAAGCUAGAUUCUGUCUUGAUGGACUGGAAUGUGAUAAUUAUUAUAAAUAAUAAAUUGUAUUGAAAUAAUAAGGAUGAUUUGAUGGUGCCACUCGUCCAUAUCAUCCAUCAUUUGUCGCAUGCAACGUUACACUUGAAGUUGUUUUAAGCUAUGUAAUGUGUGGGUUUACUGAGUAAAUUGUAAAAAUCGUUCCUGAGGUUUGGUCAUGUUUUCAUUUUCAUCGAAAACAACUUUUUAAUAUCAUACAGUCCUUUAUUUUUGUGAUUUUUUGCCUUUUUCAUCUAAAUGUCUGAUUUUUUUUGGUCAAAAUCGUCUCUGAGAUUUGAGAUUUUUUGCCAUUUCAUCCAAAUGUUUGAUAUAAAAAAUAAAACAAAUUAGAUGUUUGGAUGAAAAUGACAAAAAAUUCCAAAAGUCAAGGAUUAUAUUGUACAAAAAAAAUUGUUUUGGAUGAAAAUGGCAAACAUGCCCAAACCUUAGGGAUAAUUUUAGCAAUUUACUCAAAAUGUUAUAUGUAAACGUUUAAUUUAUCAAUUGACUUUAAUAUUAUUUACAUUGGUUCAAGUGAAAA
Helianthus annuus (common sunflower) is the source of this 2053-nucleotide messenger RNA. Its product is annotated as triacylglycerol lipase OBL1. NCBI's taxonomy places the organism in Eukaryota, Viridiplantae, Streptophyta, Magnoliopsida, Asterales, Asteraceae. The record is from RefSeq and is a predicted model, not a curated record. The transcript is spliced from 5 exons. Bases 188 to 1492 code for a protein of 434 amino acids. Gene Ontology annotation, molecular function: triacylglycerol lipase activity. Gene Ontology annotation, biological process: lipid metabolic process.